Phyllostomus hastatus (greater spear-nosed bat) is the source of this 255-nucleotide messenger RNA. RefSeq names its product cytochrome c oxidase subunit 7C, mitochondrial-like. The transcript is spliced from 2 exons. Gene Ontology annotation, biological process: mitochondrial electron transport, cytochrome c to oxygen. Bases 1 to 255 code for a protein of 84 amino acids. The record is from RefSeq and is a predicted model, not a curated record. NCBI's taxonomy places the organism in Eukaryota, Metazoa, Chordata, Mammalia, Chiroptera, Phyllostomidae.
AUGGACCGUUUAAGCCCAUUCCUCGAGGCUUCCAACAGCAAAGUGUUGGGACAGAGCAUUCGGAGAUCCACAACCUCUGUGGUCCAUAGGAGCCGCUGUGAGGAAGGUCCAGGGAAGAAUUUGCCGUUUUUGGUGGAAAAGAAGUGGCGGUUCCCAGCUAUGAAGACUGUGUACGUUGGAUCUGGAUUUGCUACACCUUUUUUUAUAGUAAGUCACCAACUGCUAAAAAAUAAGGAUGUUUCAGUUAAUCCAUGA